GCCACUGCUAGCGCGUUCCAAGUUCUAACGCCAGCUUGGUGUAAUCGUUUUGUUUAUGUCGGCCACUUCUUCCGAACAAAGUUAAACUGUUUUUCAAUAAACUCUUUUUGUGUUAAUACGCGUAACUGUCUUCUCUGUCAUUCAGUGUUGGUGUGUGCUAUGUGUAUCGUAUGAAACGAAGCUAUAAAGUUAUAAAGGGUCGCGCACUCGUGACAAUACUCCCCAAGUCCUACUUGCCCUGUCCUGCAUCUGCAUGUUGCCCCACAUUGAUUAGCGUUUAGUAGUAACACCAAGGGCACGCAAAGGAACACUAUUACCGACCCGCCGUAAUGUUUAUCGCCGACCUAAGGAAAGACUUUUACCAGCAGCUCAUCGGCAAGCGGUUACUGGUGCUGGUGAACUAUGAUCUCGAUGCGAUAUGCGCGAGUAAAAUCCUGCAGGCGUUGUUCCGCUGCGACAACGUGCUGUACUCGAUCGUACCGACUAUGGGGCUGAUGGCCAUGAAGCGGGCGUACAACGAACAUAAGGAGGACGUGCGAUACGUGUUGCUGAUCAACUGCGGCGGCUGCAUCGACAUCGUGGAUGUCCUGCAACCGGAACAGGAUGUUGUAUUUUUUAUAUGUGAUUCGCACCGCCCGUACGAUGUUUGCAAUGUUUACAGCGAUGGACAGGUUCGGAUCCUAGGAGAGAUGAAUAAACACGAAAAUAUUCCUGCUUUCGAGGAUAUUUUCCAAGACUCCGACGACGAGGAGAGUGGAGACGAUCGAGAUGAUGGUAAUGGCAGUGCAAGUGACUCGGAGGACGGCUCUGGUGAUGGUGGGGCGGGAAACCAGCGAUUAAAGCGUAUCGAACAGCGCCUGCUGCGACGCCGUGAACGAAAAGCAUGGCAGGAACGACGGCUUACGUUGAUGUUCGAGUAUGCACAAUACGCCUACUACGGUCCCAGUUCGGCGCUUGGGAUCUUUGAAUUGGCUUGGCGACUCUCUAAGGAUACACUCGAUCUACUAUGGUGGGCCAUCGUUGGUGUGACGGAACAGAAGUUGCUCGGAAAGGUAGAAAGCGCUUCGUACACACUAUUGAUCGAAAAGAUACAGUCCCACGUGUCGCGGCUUACCAACAAAGCGGCCGAUCAGACCACUAUCCAGACGUCGGUAAAGAUCGUGUUCGAAAGUGAUCUCCAGCUGGCCUUGUUCCGGCACUGGAGUGUGCUGGAUUCGCUCCGCUACUCGUACUAUCCCGCAUGCCGGCUGAAGCUGUGGACGUACAAGGGCGAAAAGAUGAUGCACGAGCUGCUGGUGGACAUGGGACUACCGCUGGUCCAGGCGAAACAAACGUUCAACGCCAUGGACCUGGUGCUACGCAAGGAGUUCUACGAGAAGAUGGAAAAGUUUGCCGACAAGUAUAACCUGCCCGAUGUGACCUACGCAUCGUUCGUGCUACAGUACGGCUACCGCAAUCGAUACUCAGCCGCCGACUAUGUCUACUCGAUGCUAGCAACGCUAGAAUCCGUCCGGCAGGACCGGCUACCGGAAGCAUGCUUUCUCCACGCAAUGGAUGCCCUGACACGAGCGAAAAAGCAAAUUCUCGACGAAGGUAUUGAAUUGUGUAAGACACUGUUGACGACCGUGUUCAAGCAGGUACAGAGCAGCCUCGAGCUGCACCAGAUUCGAUCGGCCGGCCCAUUUCUGUACCUCGUGCUGCAGGAGGAGGUACCAUUCUUUAGCUGCCCGUAUGGUUUGAUGAUGUUAGCUCGGUUUCUGCUCCGUGCGCACGUGGCUGUGUCACGGAAUCGUCGGGCGCACGAACUACCACUUAUUGCCAUUGCGCCAAUCGAUCUGCAGCGGGGCGUGUCACUGCUUGCCGGCGUUCCACCCGUCUGCGAAGACAGUCGACACUUUUUCGCCAAAGCAUUCGAGGAAGCCGGGAACCGCAGUGGUGCCGUAAUCUCACAGGAUUUCUUCGAAACGGCUGUCAUACAGAUUCAACACUCUGAUUGUACAAAGUUUCUCGAUGCGCUUACCGUUAUGCUUAGUUGAUAAAGAUGAUAAAGUGACCUCCAGAUUUUUUUUAGUCAUAAGACCCCACGAAUCGGCGAUGUUCUUUUACUACUGCCUGUCCUGAUAUUUUCUAUUCAUUUAGCUGCGAUUGUGUGAUGCCUUGGGAAGAAAUUUUUCACAGAAGACUCCAUUUUACACACUUCGACAUCAACACAGUGUUUGCGACAUUUCGACACUAUCCUUCACACCAGCGUUCCGUGGCAUCGGGGGAAAACAGCAUUGUUCAUAUACUCCGUACUAAAAAAAAAAAAUGUGUUGGGCAGCGGAAAGUUGAUUACAACAGUCGGUUCAUAUAAGUUAUUGUAUUAGGAUAAAAGUCGGAAAAGAACAUAACAGAAUGGUACAUCAGUUUAAAAAUAAAAUGAUUACCUGAAUGAUGCAUCGACGUCUUGAU
Messenger RNA from Anopheles coustani, 2451 nucleotides. It is a transcript of the gene Cdc45, whose product is annotated as cell division control protein 45 homolog. Gene Ontology annotation, biological process: DNA replication initiation; double-strand break repair via break-induced replication; mitotic DNA replication preinitiation complex assembly. The coding region runs from base 330 to 2036 and encodes 568 amino acids. NCBI's taxonomy places the organism in Eukaryota, Metazoa, Arthropoda, Insecta, Diptera, Culicidae. The record is from RefSeq and is a predicted model, not a curated record. The transcript has 2 exons. Gene Ontology annotation, molecular function: DNA replication origin binding; chromatin binding; single-stranded DNA binding. Gene Ontology annotation, cellular component: DNA replication preinitiation complex.